This is a messenger RNA of Daldinia childiae, 1068 nucleotides long. Its product is annotated as Homocysteine S-methyltransferase YbgG. The transcript has 2 exons. NCBI's taxonomy places the organism in Eukaryota, Fungi, Ascomycota, Sordariomycetes, Xylariales, Hypoxylaceae. Gene Ontology annotation, biological process: S-methylmethionine cycle. Gene Ontology annotation, molecular function: S-adenosylmethionine-homocysteine S-methyltransferase activity. The coding region runs from base 1 to 1068 and encodes 355 amino acids. The record is from RefSeq and is a predicted model, not a curated record.
AUGGCACAGAUCAAGCUUGCACCCGUUUUGUUCCUCGAUGGAGGGUUAGGAACAUCUCUCGAGGAUAAAUACGGCGUCAAGUUUGAUGAAAAUACCCCAUUAUGGUCGUCUCAUCUUCUUAUUGAUGAUCCCGAGACCCUCCGUUCAUGCCAAGGGGAUUUUGGCAGUAUCCCCGUCGAUAUAUUGCUAACAGCAACAUAUCAAGUAUCCGCGGAGGCUUUCGCACGAACCAAAACUCCCAAUCAUCCUCUGGGUAUUUCCCGCGAUGAUAUUGUACCCUUUCUUGAUGUUGCUGUUUCCAUUGCCGAGGAAGUCAAGGUGCCCAAUGCUCACAUUGCUCUAAGUAUCGGGCCAUAUGGAGCAACUAUGGUUCCGAGUCAAGAAUAUGGUGGUAAAUACGAUGCAGAACAUGACUCACUAGAAAAGCUUCUCAAUUGGCAUAAAGACCGCUUUCAAUUAUUCGACCAGAUCGAUCGCCUUGGAUCUCGUAUUGGAUUCAUCGCAUUUGAAACUGUCCCCAGGCUCGACGAAAUCAAAGCCAUCAGAAAGCUCUUCACGCGUGCACCACCAAGCGGUUUUAAUACGCCCUCAGUUCUCCAUGGGGAUAUCCCAUUUUGGAUAUCUUGUGUAUUUCCUGGAGAUGGAUACACUCUCCCCGAUGGUAGUUUUGUCGAUCAAGUGGUCGAUGCGCUCCUAAGCUCGGAGUAUUCGGAUAUUACCCCAUGGGGAAUUGGCAUCAAUUGCACAAAGGUGGCCAAGGUCGCCGAACUGGUUUAUUUGUAUGAAAGUGCUAUUUCUCGAUUGGCAAGUACUGGCAAACUCAAAGCCCAACCUAGCCUGAUUCUUUAUCCCGAUGGAACCAACGGCGAAGUAUACGACACCACAACAAAAACUUGGCGCGCACCAACUAGCCAACCACUUUCCACAUCUUCGUGGGAGCACCAAGUUGCUGACGUGGUCGUCCACGCUCGAAAUCAGCAGUGUUGGAGAUCCAUCGUAGUUGGCGGUUGUUGCAAGGCCAACCAUGACAACAUUAGAAGGCUUCGUGCCAUUAUUCGCGGUACCUAG